This is a messenger RNA of Hevea brasiliensis (rubber tree), 2801 nucleotides long. RefSeq names its product ubiquitin C-terminal hydrolase 22. The coding region runs from base 683 to 2338 and encodes 551 amino acids. Gene Ontology annotation, molecular function: cysteine-type deubiquitinase activity; zinc ion binding. Gene Ontology annotation, biological process: protein deubiquitination. NCBI's taxonomy places the organism in Eukaryota, Viridiplantae, Streptophyta, Magnoliopsida, Malpighiales, Euphorbiaceae. The transcript has 3 exons. The record is from RefSeq and is a predicted model, not a curated record.
GUCUUGUAAAUCAUAAUGGUUAUGCCAAGAAUGGGUUUUCUUCUCUUCACUUCAACUCUUUCAUGUGUUUGUGGGCCACGCAAAAGCCCAUUAACGGCCCGUUAAAAGUAAAGGCUACUUAUCGUUCCCCUGGUGAUUCUGAGAAGCUUCUGACAUUGUCCAUACCUUUCUUACCCUUUGGGCUAACAUUAACUAAGAUUUUAUGAGACAGCUUCACAUAUGCCACUGCUUCCUUACAUAACCCUAACCAUGCAUCUGAGCUGAGCAGCCAUGGCAAAACAGUAAUUGUUCAUAUCAUGAUUGAACUGAUCAACGAAUUUAACGGUCAGGAUUAGUGUCGAAACCAAAAGACAAGAGUCGGUCUAUUCGUACAAAAGGCAGCCGCAUAAGUCCUUCCCAGACUAAGGCUUUUGCUUGUUCCACCUUUUCUGCCCGCCACCUCUCUUUUUCAUCAAUUCAACAAAAACCAUCAAAUUAUAAUCCAAACCCAUUUUGUUAUAAAUCCAAUCUAAGAUCCUUCACUUGGUUUCUCAUCUAUUAAAAGAUAGAUUUUCCCCUCCCAUCAAAACUCCACAAUUAGUUUUUGUUCUUGUUAAUAUUGCCAAUUUGUUCUAAUGCUUGUGUUUUUCCUUUUUGCUUUUGAAAUCACAAAUCAAUAAACUCCCUUUCAAUCUCUAUCAACAUGGCCACAGGAAAUCCUUUAUACGCAAACCCAAAACUAUGCAAGCAUCUUGCCGAUUACAAGCUCAGACAUGCCUUGAGUUGCUAUAAGUCCCUUCAAAAUUGCCUUAAAACUACUCCAAAUGGAAGAACCAGCAUUUAUAGGAGUGAAACAAAGAUAACUAGAUGCUGUUCUUGUAAUGGGUAUCAAGGUAGAUUCCUUCUGUGUUUGAUUUGCUCGUCAAUCUCUUGUUCAAGCCACGCCCUUUUGCAUGCUCAGUCAGAGAAUGGUCAUGAUGUAGCUGUUGACAUUGAAAGAUCGGAGCUUUAUUGCUGUUUGUGCAGUGAUCAGGUCUAUGAUCCUGAUUUUGAUAAGGUUGUCGUGUCCAAGAUCAUGAUGGACAUGCCAAAUAAUACUCAUGUUGAUGAUGGUAUAAGGAGAUCAAGCAAGAGGAGGAAAUUGAAUUCAUUAAUGGAUUUGGAUUUAAAGAAGUCUAAACACUUGGUUUUGAUGAGGGAUCGAAGGGAAAAAUCGUGUUAUCCAUUGGGAUUGAGAGGAUUGAACAAUUUGGGCAGUACUUGUUUCAUGAAUUCUGUGUUGCAAGCAUUGCUUUAUGCACCCCCUUUCCGGAAUUACUUCUUGAGCGGUAGGCAUGACCGUGAAACCUGUAGGAAAAGAUCAUCAGAUCGGUUAUGUUUGGCGUGCAAUAUUGAUGUUAUUUUCUCAGCUGUGUAUUCUGGGGAUCGAACACCUUACAGCCCAGCUCAGUUUCUUUACAGUUGGUGGCAGCAUUCGGCAAAUCUAGCUAGUUACGAACAGCAGGAUGCUCAUGAAUUCUUCAUUUCGGUGUUAGAUGGUAUCCACGAGAGAGAAGGAAAUGGAAGAAUUCCAACUAAAGAUAAUGGAGAUUGUCAGUGUAUUGCUCAUAGGGUUUUCUCAGGGAUGUUGAGAUCAGAUGUCACUUGCAUGACCUGUGGGUUUACUUCCACCACUUAUGACCCCUGUCUUGACAUUUCACUCAACAUGAAUACAAAUAAUUUGUCUUCAAUAGAUGUUGCUAACAAGUCUGUUAGACCAAACGAGAAUUCCACCAGAUGUACUCUUUCAGCCUGUUUGGAUUUGUUUACAAGGCCAGAAAAGUUGGGUUCAGACCAGAAACUUUACUGUCAAAAUUGUAAAGAAAAACGGGACUCCUUUAAGCAAAUGUCAGUUAGAAGACUCCCAUUGGUGUUGUCAUUACAUAUCAAACGAUUUGAGCACUCUGCAGUUAGAAGGAUGUCGAGAAAAAUUGAUUGGCAUUUGCAGUUUCCAUUCUCCUUAGAUAUGACAUCAUAUUUGUCAUCCUCAAUUGUGAGAAGCAGAUUUGGGAAUAGAAUUUUUACCUUUGAAAGCAAUGAAGCAGAUACAUCACCAGAAUUUGAGAUUUUCGCUGUGAUCACUCAUUCAGGGAUGCUGGAAUCAGGACACUACGUGACUUAUCUUCGCCUCAGAAACCAAUGGUAUAAAUGUGAUGAUGCAUGGAUUACGGAGGUUGAUGAAGCAAUUGUGAGAGCUUCACAAUGUUAUAUGAUAUUCUAUGUGCAGAAAAUGCUUUACUACAAAGCUAAUGAGGAUUGGAGUUGUACACCAAUGUCCUCUAGAAAGGAUCCAUUUUUUCCAAUUGCUGGUUGUUGCUAAACGGAGUCUUUCCUCUGUGAUUGGCAGUAAUCAGAAAUGACUGUUACCCUUCAAGUUAAGCUGCACACAUAUUGAGACAAGAAACAGAAAGUUUCCAACAAUGGAGUGUGCUUUCGGAAUCAAAUCACUCAGCCAAGAAGAAAUCACAUUUGACUGCUGCAAUCAAAGGUUGAGUCAUCAAAGAAAUCAAAUUGCUGCAAGUUAAGUUUCGGAUUCAUGAAGACUAUCCAUUUGAAAGAGAUGAGAUGCCAAGUUCAUUUACCUCCAACUGAUAACUUAAUGGACAUAUGACAAUCAGCUUUGAGAGAUAUUGCCAAAAAGAAGCGACUUCUCUAAAUGAGUCUGUUCUAGCUUUGGUUUUGCAUUAUUUUUUGCUGUGAAUUCUUUGACUGCAGGUCAGUCAUGUACUUGAUUAAUUUUUAUUCAUUCAUAACUAAUGGAUAAUCCACACUAAUUAGCUUCA